AUGGACAACGAUUCCGAUGAUGACAAUCUCUGGGGAGACGAGCCCGACUGGUUCGGAGACAACGACGACGACAAGAACAGCAAUAAGCAACACGGUGAGGCGUCGACGGUCCUCCCCGACGUGCCCGUCGCACAGCAUUUGCUGAUUUUACUCGAUUGCGGUCCCGAUAUGCUGCGGGCUUCGCUUCCGGAUCCCGAAUUUCCCGACGACCUUAUCGCUCCCUUGGAUGUCGUCCUGCACGCCUGUGAGGCGCUCGUAAGGGCCCAAGUCCGCGCCAGCGUCUUUGCCGCAACCGGACAACGUGAUGCGCUCGGGCUUUACUGCUACAAUACCCGCCCCCGAUUACCCGUUCCAACAACAACAGCAACAACAAAAACAACAACAACAUCGUUUCCUAGAGAAGAUUACAAUGAUGAUGAGGAGGAGCACGAGGACGACAAUGAUGACGACUACGAUCGCUUCGUCCACGGACCGUUGCCUAGUACAGCACACGAAAUAGUUCCCCUCGCACCACCGGGGAAAGCCGCCGUACAAACCUUACAAGCCGUCCAGGAUCAUCCCGUGCGCGGCCGUCGAAUUGACCUUCCCCAGUUGUACGGUCACCGGCACGUCACAUCCCCGACCACCACUCCCACUACGCCAACAACGACGGCACCCCAUCCGCUCCAAACAGCCCUGUUUCACGCACUCCAAGUCUUUGGUCGCGCCAAGUGCGUCCGCAAAACUACUCCCACCCGACCAGCCGAUUGGCAACAUGUAUGGAUCUUUACCAACAACGCCCAUCCCGUGUCGAGUGACGGUGACGAUCCCGAUGGCUGUUCCCAGCGACAACUCCUACAGACCGCCCUGCACGACGCCGCCGAAGCCGGGAUAGACGUUACAGUCUGGCCCCUUCCAAACGGACCCGAUCAAGACAACGUGGACUCGUCCGUCUACGAACAAUUGGAAAUGGACGUGGCCCCGUCUACCGCGUGGACGUUGCUGGUUGACAUCCUACCGGAAACACACCGUCAGUGGAAACAAGCGCGACGGGCGGUCGGAGUCCCACUCUUGCUGCCGGACUGGAAGGAACGUCCACCCAACGACCCGAACAUACAACUCAAUCUGUAUCGACUCGUGCAGGAAUCGCGACCACCCAAGCAAUACCACGUACACCAAGAAACCGGACGCGCUCUGGAAAAACUAACGCAAACCGUUACGGUGCGUGGGAGCGAAUUGUUGGAACAAAGCUGGGGCACCGGUCACGCAAAAAACUCUUGGGGCGGCGGCGCCGACCGCAUACAGACCUACGUCGAGUUUGGUGGCGAAAAGAUACCCAUGAGUUACGCCGACCGGGACGCGAUUCGGCGAUCCUGCAACGCCAAUCCAGACUUUGCGUCCCUCAUCCUCCUGGGGUUUCACGACGACCAGUCCAUUCCGCUGGCGCACACCAUGGAACGUUCGUACUUUUGUGUCCCCGACGAGGAGAGCGUUGAAGGGAGUACCGCCGCUUUUGCACACCUUCACGCGAGCAUGUUGCGGAAAAAGGUGGUGGCCGUGGGAGAACUCUUGACCAAGGUAACAGCAGCUGCACGACUAGUAGCCUUGGUUCCGUUGCCCGAGGAAAGGGUUGACAGCCACUUCGAUGAUGAAUUACCAGAAAUUCUCCGACCCGCUGGAAUGCUGGUCGUGAGUUUGCCCUUCGAGGACGAAGUCCGGGAACUGGACGAUGACGAGGCGACCAAUGUGUGGGAGGCAACAGGGACCGAUGUGGCUUCUCCCGACCUGGUUAAGGCCGCCACCAAACUGAUCCAACGACAAAUCAUUGAUAGUAUUCGGAUAGGGGAGAACUUCGAAAACGCGGCUCUGCUCAAAAUGUGGAACUACAUUGAGCAUGUUGCUUUGGAAGAGCCCAUGCCGGAACAACCGGCAUCGGAGACUAUUCUCGAUAAGGAUCUGGUCCUAGAACGGGCACGACACGAAAUUGACGUAUUUUUGGCGAACUUGCCCGAUGAUAGUAUAGUCGAAAAGAUGCCAAGGAAACGCAAGGUUGAACCCGACGAUUCGCGGCUGGACUGGUUUACUAUUUGGAGCCGAGAUCAAUACUUCGAAUGUACGAACAGCGACUUAAAAAAGAAACUGAGAUCUUGCGGGGAGAAGGUUUCCGGUAAGAAACAGGACCUGAUCGACCGUUUAGUCCCUAUUUUAGAAAACGAGUUUGGAAAGAGGGUGAUCAAGUCUGAACCAUUGCUUACCGAAUGAUGAACAAAAGUGCAGAAUAGCCACAGAAGCCACGAAAGGACGGAAGAUAAAAUUUGUUUGGAAUGUACCGUAUGGAAGAGCAAAAGGCCAACACACGAUUG
Molecule: messenger RNA, 2342 nt
Organism: Phaeodactylum tricornutum CCAP 1055/1
Lineage: Eukaryota; Bacillariophyta; Bacillariophyceae; Surirellales; Neidiaceae
Exons: 3
Coding region: 1-2241 (746 amino acids)
Biological process (GO): cellular response to X-ray; double-strand break repair via nonhomologous end joining; cellular response to gamma radiation
Cellular component (GO): nucleus; Ku70:Ku80 complex
Molecular function (GO): telomeric repeat DNA binding; double-stranded DNA binding; damaged DNA binding
Source: RefSeq, a predicted model, not a curated record